Actinia tenebrosa (Australian red waratah sea anemone) is the source of this 2296-nucleotide messenger RNA. Its product is annotated as potassium voltage-gated channel subfamily A member 2-like. Gene Ontology annotation, molecular function: delayed rectifier potassium channel activity. The record is from RefSeq and is a predicted model, not a curated record. Gene Ontology annotation, cellular component: membrane; voltage-gated potassium channel complex. NCBI's taxonomy places the organism in Eukaryota, Metazoa, Cnidaria, Anthozoa, Actiniaria, Actiniidae. Gene Ontology annotation, biological process: action potential; protein homooligomerization; potassium ion transmembrane transport.
AACACCUGGUUUUCUCAUAUAAGCUCUUAAACUAACGGACACUAUUGUAAGUGCUAUAUUAACGUUUGACAUAUCUCCGGUCAAGUAAUCUUCUUUAAACAUCUACCGGUUUGUACUCUAAACUCUAGAGAAAUUUCUGAUGGCGGUAAUUUCUGGCCGCGAAACAUCAGUGGUCACGAUAUCUGUAUUCUAGCCAUUAAUUCUGUCUUCAGUUCCAAAACGGCCGAUUCAAGGUGAACAUUGAAAACGGGUAAAAAUACCUUGAAUGCCAACAAGCUGUCACUUUCGACAAAUAAGGAUACACUGAAAUGGCUUCUUCGCCGCUAUAGAUGCAUCGGAAUGGCUUCCCAUUCUGUUCAAGUAUGGCGACUCCAUAAAAACCUAUUUUCAAGUGUCCUCUGACUCUGCAGGUUAGUUUCGUCGAAGACGCGAUAUUACCGUCAGUUACGUUAUUCCACCCGUAGAACAAACGUAACAGGAUUUCUUUGGUACUAAUCGAACGAUAAGAUAAAUAUAUACUCUAAUCAGCCACCCAUGUUUAAGGGAAUUAGUGUAUCCACGCCAUCUCAUUUUCGCAAGCAGCAUUAUAUAACCAAUCGGGAACUCACUUAUUCCCGACGUAUUCCGGCCUACAAGAGCCCGCGAAUAAUUCUUAACGUCAGCGGUAUGCGAUAUGAAACUUACGAAGAAACCCUCUCAAAUUAUCCAGACACGUUGUUGGGUUCGCCGUUGAAGAGGAAAGAGUACUAUAACUCAACUACGGACGAGUAUUACCUCCAAAGAGACAAAUACAGCUUCAAUGCUAUCUUGUUCUUCUAUCAAUCAAGAGGAAUACUUUCGAAGCCCGAUGACAUUAGCGACAAGACCUUUGAAAAGGAGUUGGAAUUUUACGGAAUCGAGAAAUCAAGAUACGACAGUUAUUCGUCGAUAGAAGAAGAAACAGAAAAGCAGAAAGAUAUUGAACAACUACCCGAAAAUCCAAUCAAGAGAAAACUAUGGCUUUGUUUCGAGUAUCCACGUUCAUCGACCGUUGCUAGGAUACUAGCGUUUUGGUCAAUCAUCAUAAUAUGCGGGUCAACUGUAUCUUUCUGCAUCGAGACUCUCCCACCAUUAAAGAUUCAAAAGGAAUUCAGUGUAACGGAAUACGUAACGACAGUGAAAAACGUCACCAUUCAAGUGGCGUCACGGGCUUUUUUACCUCUUAUAAGUCCACAGUCUACAAGGAACAUCACAGUGACUAAGAAUGUUACAACCUCAAGUCAUCGUGUUUACAAGGCCGACUUAAUUGACUAUUGGUUCAUUAUAGAAGCCUUUUGCGUGUCAUGGUUUACAGUUGAAUAUUUAGUACGCAUCUACUCGGCUCCUUCGCUUCGUCGCUUCCUGAUAUCACCGAUGGGGAUCCUAGACAUCAUCGCUAUAUUACCUUUCUAUAUUACACUGGCUGUCAAAGACACUACCUUUGAGGUCCAAUCAUUUACCGUUCUUCGUGCGUUACGUCUUUUCCGUGUCUUACGCAUCUUUAAGCUCUCGCGUUACAGCAGUGCCUUGGGGCUUCUCGUCAAAACUCUCUCCUCCAGCAGUGAGCAGUUGAAAUCCCUCUGUUUUUGUGCUUUUAUUGGAAUGUUAUUAUUUUCAAGCGCCAUAUAUUUCGCCGAGAACAACAAGACUACAUAUCCCAGCAUACCUCACUCGUUUUGGUGGACAAUAAUCACUAUGACAUCAGUUGGCUACGGCGACGUAGUUCCUACCACUUUAGCUGGGAAGCUGGUUGGUAGUUUUUGUGCUAUGAGCGGCAUUAUCUUGUUCUGUCUACCCACACCAGUGUUAGUCUCCAACUUUGUCAAAUUUUACUUGGAUUAUGGGAGCAUGGACGAACGAAAGAAACAAUUUGCUGAGAACUUGAAGGCAAUAUUCCUUCGCAAUGCGAAAGGAUGAGUGGUUCUAUCCACUUACCACUAGCAUGCUGGCCUUUCCGAGGUUACGCACGAAGAAAACUCGUUGCCAGUUUUCUGCGCAACCGCAGCACAGCCAAUAUGCGUCACAUUUAGCUUGACGACUGUUUUCAAGUGGUAGAUUCCAUUUUAAGGUUGCUUAAUCAUAAUAUUCUAAAUGUUUUUCAAAUUUAAUACAAAUUGGUAUAAAAUAGAAAACUUAGCUUACGAUGCGUUCUUGUAUUCAUUUUGACUUUUAAGUAGUGGCCCCACCCUAACACUAUUCAUGCAUCCUAUUAUGGGUGAUGCUAAAAUACUAUGGAUGAAGUAAUAAAAGACGUGCUCGUAUUGCAUGAAGUUAUGAA